AUGCUCAAGUUUACCCUUUUUGCGACAUUUUAUCUUUCAAUCAUUUCAUCUACAAUUUACGGAUAUGUGUUCCCUUGUUUGGAUGAAUGUCAUUGCGAUACAGACGACGAAGUAAUCUAUUGCCAUAAUGGCCGUCGAACUACACUUGAGCUGCCGAAAGAUCGUUUACGGGGUUUUGUAGUGAUAGGAUUGACAAAUAAUGCAAUCGAGAAGCUUCCUAACGAAAAUUCCAUUUUGGAAUUAUUCCCGGACCUUCUGGCCAUUGACGUGGAAGGUAAUGCACGAUUUGAUUGCGAAUCGUUGAAAGGAUACAAAGAAAUUAAAAUAUACAGUGAUUGUAACGGGACCGAACCGCUGGUAAAAAGAAAUCAAAGUCCACCGAAUAUUGAAGAGUCGACUGACACAUGCGACUUCCAGUGCCAAGUGAACAAACACUACAGGAUAUUAUACAACUAUAUGGUGAAACUAUGGAAGAUGCUGAAGACGAAGUAUGAUGAUAUUGACAAGGAAAAAAUUAUCAAGGAUGUGAAGAACUUCUUCGUUAAUAUUUCAAGGAAAAUUGAUGAGUUAAGUAUGAAAUAA
Molecule: messenger RNA, 582 nt
Organism: Cercopithifilaria johnstoni
Lineage: Eukaryota; Metazoa; Nematoda; Chromadorea; Rhabditida; Onchocercidae
Source: the annotation of a GenBank genome assembly